CUCUCUCUCUCUCUCUCUCUCUCCUGCCAUCAGUACCCCAGCCAACUGAAUGCACCUUUAAUUAAUUCAUGACCCCUAAGUUAAGGCCACCUCUCUCUCUCUCUCUCUCGUGCCAUCAGUACCCCAGCCAACUGAAUGCACCUUUAAUUAAUUCAUGGCCCCUAAGUUAAGGCCACCUCUCUGUCUCUCUCUCUCUCAUCGUGUAAGACCCGACCCUUAUGGAGAAAAAACCAGGAGUAGUUUGGCAAGAUUUGCUUCGCAAUAGCCUUCUCACUAUACUUGUUAUCUUGAUCUUCACACGUACUGCUGCUUCUGCUACAGGCCUCUCCUUCGACUUCUACGCAGCUUCAUGCCCAUCUGCUGAAUUUGUGGUUAAGAACGCAGUAAGAUCAGCUUCCUUCUCAGACUCAACCAUCCCCGGAAAGCUCCUUCGCCUGCUCUUCCAUGACUGCAUGGUGGAGGGCUGCGAUGCAUCUGUGCUGUUGGAAGGAAAUGCGACGGAGCGAAGCGAUCCGGCAAACAGGUCCGUCGGAGGAUUCUCAGUAAUAAGCUCAGCUAAAACAGUUCUUGAGAUUUUGUGUCCCCAAACUGUUUCCUGUGCUGAUAUCCUUGCUUUGGCCGCCAGAGAUGCUAUUGAACUCGCUGGCGGACCAAGCCUUGGGAUCCCAACAGGGAGGCGAGAUGGGAGAGUCUCUUCAGCUUUAAAUGUAAGACCAAACAUGGUAGAUACAAGUUUCACCAUGGAUGAGAUGAUUAACCUCUUCUCCUCUAAAGGGUUGUCCUUGGAUGAUCUCGUCACCCUCUCAGGCCUAGAAUUGGACCUAAGGGGUUAUAAGCUUCUGGGCGAUGUGCGCUUUCACAUAAUGCUGCGUCGAGGGAUGAGUUCGAUCUCAGGAGUCAGUCUAUCUGCAUACUCCUCUGGACAGUUGUGUGGCAAGCCGACUGAUUCUACUACUUCUUCUCUUCCGCGAACCAAUGCUGGAUUAGAUGACGCUUUCGACAGCAAGAUUGGAUAUAAUUGGUGAUACUCCUGUGCAGUCUAAGCCGGGCCAGCAAACCAUCGCGGAUUUGAUCGCAAGCGUCUGUUUUUUUUUUUUUUUGGCGUCUAUGUUGUAGCACAUGGCUGACUCCGAGUGGCCUACACAUAUAACAUAGAAGACUCUUUUGUUUUUUAUGCAUAUGACUUUGUGGGUUUUACUAUAAAUCAUUUUCACAAAAAAGUUAAGAUUGCUUGAAGUUGGACCUAAAACAUUAUUUGUCGUCCAAUAUCUUAGUUUAAUGCUAAAAGUCACAAGCCUUUGACCAUAGAGACCUCCCUGAUAGAAAGUGAAAGGAUUCACCCUAA
Messenger RNA from Malania oleifera, 1345 nucleotides. RefSeq names its product peroxidase 46. The transcript is spliced from 4 exons. Gene Ontology annotation, cellular component: plasmodesma; plant-type cell wall. Gene Ontology annotation, biological process: response to oxidative stress; hydrogen peroxide catabolic process. Gene Ontology annotation, molecular function: peroxidase activity; heme binding. Lineage: Eukaryota; Viridiplantae; Streptophyta; Magnoliopsida; Santalales; Ximeniaceae. The record is from RefSeq and is a predicted model, not a curated record. The coding region runs from base 219 to 1025 and encodes 268 amino acids.